This is a messenger RNA of Didymodactylos carnosus, 1749 nucleotides long. The record is from the annotation of a GenBank genome assembly. NCBI's taxonomy places the organism in Eukaryota, Metazoa, Rotifera, Eurotatoria, Philodinida, Philodinidae.
AUGCUCAUUGUGUAUGAGGCACAAGUUUCAAAUUUAUUACCAGCACCGUUGGAGUCCAUUAAAAAUCAAUUUCAAACUGCUAUGAAAUCAUUGACUGAUAUCUCGACAAUCCAUUAUACACUAUGUGGCAUCAAAGAACUUGGCAUUCAACCGAGUGAAAAUCUGUGCAAUGAUAUUAAAAAGAAUAUUGAUAAAGCAAAUAUUGAAUCUAUCUAUCAUGCUAGUGAAGCAGCAAAAACGUUGAAUAAUUGUCAAUUGCCCAUCGAUGAAUUUCGUCCAACAGUCAAAACAACACUACAAGCAGAUAAAACAACGUUGGCCGAUUUAUUUUAUGCAGUAACUUCUAGUCGAAACUUGCAAAUACCGAUGGAUGAAGAACAAAUAGAAAAACGUUUAACAACGUUGACAAAAUCCGACGAUAGUGUACUUGGACAAGCUUAUGUGUUAAUGAUUGCAAGCCAAUUGAAUACUGCAGUCUCUAAAUAUCAUAGUGAUUCCAUCCAUGAUCUUAUCCAACAGGCCGACGAAGUUGAUGGAAAAUCUUUACAAUAUGAAGGUGGUAUUGGAACAACAGCACUGAUAUUCAGUGCUAUGUAUCAGUUAGCCGACAAGGCCGGCGCACCAUUGAAAAUAGAUGAACAACAUUUAUCUAAAUUUGCAUAUUAUUUCUCAACAAAACGACAUGUGGCUACAGUCAGAAGUGCUUAUUAUUUAACUAAAGCAUACAAGUUACUAUCAGAUCCAAGACAUGCUGUACCUGUUGUCGUAUCAAGAAUUAGUCCAGCAUGGAUUAGUCCCGAUAGUCCAUCAGUACUAGUGUCGAUAACAAAUUUAAUGGGUUAUCCAAUUGGUGAAAUGUCUGUCGUUGCCGAAUCAGCUAAACGAAAAGAAGAUGGUGUAAUUGUUAUAUCGAAACAAAAAUUGGUUCCAAAAGCGAGUGAUUUCUCAGUUUAUGAAUUGCCAUUUUAUAACACAAAAAUUCCUCGUGGUCUCUAUACAAUUCAUCUGACAUUGAAUCCCGUUAGAAAUGAAGCAAAAUUAAUUGGUUUAAAUGAUCAUACGAUCGAAGUUAAAGUAACAUCGGAAGCGGUAAUUGAAAAUGCUGAAGUGAAUUUGGUCGAUCGUGAUCAUAGUGGUCAAGUGAAAACAAACAAACUGUCAUAUCCUACUACAUUAACAGAUAAGAUGGAAAUAGAUUAUCAUCAAAAAGUAAUCGUUAAAUUCCAAAUUAAAGAUAAACAAACAAAUGAAUAUAUUCGUACACAACAGUGUUUUUUACGUUUCACAAAUAAGCAAUCCCAAAAAGAAAUCGUGUAUUUAGCUGAAGUCGGAGCUAAUUCGCAAUACAAAGCCGAAGUGACAGAUGCUACCUUGACAUUUCAUGAAGACGCUAUUGGUGAUAUCCCACAUACACGACUCUAUGUACCAAAACCAGAAAUUAGACAUAUGUUCAGACUGGAUGAAAAACGACCACCAACGGUUGUCUCAUUGAUAUUCAGUGGUUUAACAUUGAUGCCACUUCUUAUUCUAUUUGGAUUGUGGUUCAAACUCGGUUUUAAUCUUUCAGCAAUGCCAUUUAAUCUAAAUCCAUUAGCUUUUCACCUUUCUCAUGCAGCAUUUUUUGCUUUAAUGUUUUUUUAUUGGAAAUAUUUGAAUAUGUUUCAAACUAUUCGUUAUCUGGUAUUGUUAUCGAUACCAUUAUUUAUCUUUGGACAUCAAGUCUUGUCAACGUUGGCUGCUAAACGGUAA